CCGGCGGCGAUCGAUUAACGUUGGCAUCUUGGAGUGUUGUGGCUUAAUUGCUCCGGCUGAUCGAUCGAGUUCAUUUUACCAUGGCGAGCUUGUUCCAUGUCGUGUUCUUCUGCUUCUUCCUCUUCCUCCUCGGCGUCGCCGCCCAACGGGAGGUGCUUCUCUCGGUGCUGACGACGAAGGACGGUUCGCCCGCCGACGGCCUGUUCGUGGCGAGCCUGCAGGGCGCCGGCGACGACGGGAUCCACAUGGCCAUGCACUACCACGACCUGUCCUUCGCUGGCUUCGCCAACCGGAGCCACCACUGGCACGUCUUCCGUGGCGACGAGGGCAUCCUCCCCGACGCCAGUCCCCUCCCGUUCCGGAACACCUACUGCGACCUCAUCGGCGGCCUCGGCAACCUGCCGGAGCUGCCCCUGGGGAGGGCGCCCACGCUGCGAACCAUCCAGGCGCUCGCCUACUACGACGCGGACACCGCCGGCGAGGAGGAGACGGCCGCGGUCAGGCGGGCGGUGGCGGCGCUGUCGGUGGUGCUCACCCAGAGCGCGCGGCUGAAGCCGGUCAUGGAGACCGUGGCGCGCGCGUGGGAGGGCGAGGCAGAGGCCUGCGUGGCGCCGGAGCAGCUGCCGUACAUCGAGCACUGGGAUACCAUGUCGUUCGAGCUGGUCCGGAGGAGGCGAACAGGCGCGUGGGACGGGCCGUUCACCGAGCUGCUGAGGAGGAGCGCCGACGUCCGCAUCGUCGAGGAGGAGGCGCUCGCCAUCGCCGGCGUCCCGGCGAACCGCAGCUUCACGCAGCUGCGGGUGAAAACGGGAUGGAUAUCACCGGUCCGCUCGCCCGUCCAAAUUAAUUCGGGACAAAUUCGGAUCACCAAAUCGGUUAUCCGGAAAAUAAUACGGGUUUCGGGUCAGGUUCGGGUAUUUUUUCUCGGAUACAGAUACGGGUUUGGGAAUGUGGUAUCCGAUAAAUACAAGUUACUCGGCAGGUUAAAUAUCCGGAUAUGACCUGGAUAGUUAUAGCCCAUCAAAAGCCCAUGCUGCAUUCAUAUAUAAUUAAAAUCCAGUAAAAAAAUAUUAUUCUAAGUGUUCCAUAUACAUGUAUUAACUUUAUUUAUACUUCUUAUUCAU
Molecule: messenger RNA, 1124 nt
Organism: Oryza brachyantha (malo sina)
Lineage: Eukaryota; Viridiplantae; Streptophyta; Magnoliopsida; Poales; Poaceae
Exons: 1
Coding region: 81-1001 (306 amino acids)
Biological process (GO): negative regulation of translation
Molecular function (GO): rRNA N-glycosylase activity
Source: RefSeq, a predicted model, not a curated record